AUGUCUGGUCUCCUUAGAUAUUCUAGAAAUUUUACUGGAGCUUUGCAUAGGCAGGUACGUUGGUAUGCAUCACCUGUAUCACCAGCUGGCGUUGAUGAUGCCGUAGAUAAACUGAAGACAGAGACCAACAGGCUAUCACAAAUCGCUAAAAAAUUCUGGGAUCAAGUAUCUGUUGGUGAGAAUGUGCAGAAUGGUAAAUUAGUUAUUCAAUUAGAUAAAAAACCGGUAAGAACACCUUUGGGUAACCAUCUGGCUGUUGACAAAGAUAGAAAGAUAUUGGCGAGACUCUUACAAAAGGAAUGGUCUAAUAUCUCCCACGGAUCUGUUAAAACUCACGCUUUACCAUUAACGUCUUUGAUUGCAAGAUGUAUCGACUUAGAAGCUGCUAAUGCAGAGGGUGCUCAUCCUGAUCUAAAAGUUAAGAUCGGUGGUAAUCGUAACGAACUCUCCAACUCCUUACUACGUUAUUUGGAUACAGAUACAAUUUUGGUGUUUUCACCAAGAGAUGAACUAGAAGGUAAGUUAAGAGCAGCUCAAGAUGACAUGUAUCUGCCCAUUAUUGGUUCUGUGGAAAAAUUCUUGAGCCAACACAGUGACAAACCUAUCAGUUUGCAGAUAUUGGAUGCCGAUCUCCAUGGUUUAAGAGGUAAUGCUCAAAAACCUGAAACUUUAGCUGCGGCUAGGAAAUUUUUGGAUAGUUUGAGCGCUUGGGAUUUAGCUAUUUUUGAGAAGACGGUCUUAACCACUAAAUCAUUCAUCUGUGGUAUACUACUACUGCAAAACAAGGCUUCUACUGAUCCGGCAAAGGGUCUGCAAUACACUAUGGAGGAUAUUGCCAGAGCAGCUACGUUAGAGACUAUCCAUCAAACUGAGCGCUGGGGAGAAGUGGAAGAUACUCACGACGUUGAUAAACGUGACAUCAGAAGAAAUGUUCAUGCUGCGGCAAUUGCAGCUUACAAAGCUUAA
Zygosaccharomyces rouxii is the source of this 966-nucleotide messenger RNA. RefSeq names its product ATP synthase complex assembly protein ATP12 (gene ATP12). The record is from RefSeq and is a predicted model, not a curated record. The transcript has a single exon. NCBI's taxonomy places the organism in Eukaryota, Fungi, Ascomycota, Saccharomycetes, Saccharomycetales, Saccharomycetaceae. The coding region runs from base 1 to 966 and encodes 321 amino acids. Gene Ontology annotation, biological process: mitochondrial proton-transporting ATP synthase complex assembly. Gene Ontology annotation, cellular component: mitochondrion.